AUGGCUCUCCUCCAGACCUCGCUGAUCUGGAUCGUGUAUGCCGUCGUGAUAGCGAUCCUGCUCACGGUAGCCUCGAUUUUCAUCUACGUUUACCAAACUCCACGAGAUCGUUCUCCCUCAGUGACUCUGACGUGUAUCAUCGCGAUUACGAGUCUUCUGGCAACGGUACUCUUGCUUCCUGUGGAUGUUGCUUUAGUGUCGUCGACUACUUCAUCCAAGUUGGGUCGCCGCAAAGAUUGGGCCACUCAGGAUGAAGUCGACAAAAUCACUUAUUCUUUGACCAUCAUCUACUAUCUCCUGUAUUCAUUGGAUGCACUACUUUGCCUUUUGGUCCUUCCUUUCACCUACUUUUGGUAUGAGGAAUACGAUGAAGUCGCCGCGGAGGCGGGAGAGCAGACGGUGGGACAACGUUUCUGGGGCGCUCUCAAGUACACCUUAUCGUUCAUCGCGAUUGUAGUGAUCUUGUUCCUUGUCGGUUUCUUUGCUCCUGUAUCCAAGGAUAAGAGCAACUUGGACCUGGACUAUUUCAAGCGGUUGCUGACUGAGAACCACGGAGAACGCGCAUUGACAUUUGCACUUGGGCUAUUGAUAACCCUUGGUAUUUGCCUCUACGUCUUGUACACAUCGGCGGGACUUGCUUUGUUCCCCAUCAGCCUAAUCAAGACUGCGCCCUCAAUCUCCAGUCCUACGUUGCGAGCAACUACUGCGCAACAGCUUGAAGCAAAUCGUGAGCGGCAGCGACAGCUCGAGGGUCGCUGUGGUGGUAAUCCUGAACUCCUGUCAUCCAAAGAUCGCAGAGAGUUCGAUACCCUCAGCCGAGAGGAGAGGACUUUGAUCCGGCGGCAGCGUCUAGUCGAGGAAGCACAAGGUGAAGGUCAUGGCUGGUUGAUGCGAGCAUGGUACAAGAUUGGAGCUAUCUUCCGCCCGUUCAAGCUGCUCGGUGGUAUUUUGCUGCUUUUGGUUGCCUUUGUGACAUGGGUGUCGAUGCUCUUGACAUCUAUCGACAAAGCGAAAAACUCGAUUUGCAAGCACCGCUGUGGAUAUAUCCUUGGCCACAUCAACGUCUUUAAUCCGGUAAACUGGGUUCUGGUCCAGUCUGCCAAGGUAUUCCCAGUGGACUAUGCUAUCUUCACUGCUCUUGUCUUACUCCUGUUCUGCAGCUCCGUGGUGGGUAUUGCAGUGGUUGGAAUCCGCUUCCUCUGGAUCAGAAUUUUCCAAAUUCGCAAGGGUCACACUUCACCCCAGGCUCUCCUUCUGGCAACAGCCAUGUUGAUGCUUAUUAUACUGGCAUUGAACUAUUCUGUGUCCAUGGUAGUCGCUCCACAAUACGCCACAUUUGGACCGCAGACAUUCUGCGACCGCACUCCGAGCUCGCCUGGUGAACAGCCUGAUUGUACUAACAGCAAGGACCUCAUCAAGCCAUGCUCCGAGCUAGCAGAGAACCCAGUAGCUCGUCAAGUCUGCACUCCCACUGUUGUCAGCACUUUCUUGAACCGCGUGACUCUCAACUUCCCUUUCUUCGGUGUCGUGUUUUUCUGGGCCCAGUUUGUCUUCCUCGGCAUCUAUCUGAUCGUGUUUGUGACCACCCUGUUCCGAGCACCAAAGCUCGAUGAAAGACAAAUCGACGAGGAUGCUGAGGAGGCCGAAGAAGAAGGCCUACUGGCAAGCACUGGCAGGCGCUUUGGUGCUACAUGGCAAGACAUCACCGGUAGAGCUGGACACAGUGGACAUCCCAAUGAUUGA
Molecule: messenger RNA, 1743 nt
Organism: Penicillium subrubescens
Lineage: Eukaryota; Fungi; Ascomycota; Eurotiomycetes; Eurotiales; Aspergillaceae
Exons: 3
Coding region: 1-1743 (580 amino acids)
Biological process (GO): protein localization to vacuole
Cellular component (GO): vacuolar membrane
Source: RefSeq, a predicted model, not a curated record